This is a messenger RNA of Nyctereutes procyonoides (raccoon dog), 2706 nucleotides long. It is a transcript of the gene NLRP10, whose product is annotated as NLR family pyrin domain containing 10. The transcript is spliced from 2 exons. Gene Ontology annotation, biological process: positive regulation of inflammatory response. The record is from RefSeq and is a predicted model, not a curated record. Gene Ontology annotation, cellular component: cytoplasm. Lineage: Eukaryota; Metazoa; Chordata; Mammalia; Carnivora; Canidae. Bases 201 to 2261 code for a protein of 686 amino acids.
UUCCUUGCUGUCUCACCUGCUCGCCUUUCUUGGAACUUCGCGCAUUUCUCAUCUCUCCUUGGCCUGCGCUCAGCAGCUUGCUAAAUAAAGCAGGCGGCUGAGGUGCCUGCAGGCUGCUCUUCCCUCAGCACCUGCCUCUCUUCCCCGCUCUCCUGCUUCUCCAGAUCACAGGUCUGAACUCAACCCUUCACCCCAACACCAUGGCCCUGACUCGCAACCCCCGGGAGGCAUUGCUCUGGGCCUUAAGUGACCUUGAGGAGAAAAACUUCAAGCUAUUCAAGUUUCACUUACGGGACAGAAGCCUGCUUGAGGGGCGGCUGCAGCUGGCACGUGGGGAACUGGAGGGCCUGAGCCCGGUGGACCUGGCUUCUCGGCUGAUUUCACUCUAUGGAGCACUGGAGGCCGUGAAGGUGGUGGUCAGGGUCCUGAGGGUCAUGAACCUGUUGGAACCAGUGGACCAGCUCAGCCACAUUUGUCUGAACGAUUAUAGAGAAAUAUAUCGAGAGCAUGUGCGCUGCUGCCUAGAGGAGAGGCAAGAGGAGUCAAUCUGCGGCAGCCACAGUCAACUGCUUCUGGUGGCCACUUCUAGCCCAGGGAGCCCAGAAUCAUCUGCCUGCCCUGUCUUGGAGCAGGAAUUGGACUCUGUCUCGGUGGAGACUCUGUUUGAUCCAGGAGAAAAGUCCUACCAAGCCCCGCCCACAGUGGUGCUACAGGGGUCCGCUGGAACUGGAAAGACAACACUGGCCAGAAAAAUGGUGCUGGACUGGGCCACUGGUACCCUGUACCCAGGCCGGUUUGAUUAUGUCUUUUAUGUCAGCUGCAGAGAAGUGGUCCUGUUGCAGGAGGGCGUACUGGACCAGCUUCUCUUCUGGUGUUGUGGGGACAACCAAGCACCUGUCAGAGAGAUGCUGAGGGAGGCUGAGCGACUGCUGUUCAUCCUGGAUGGCUUUGAUGAACUGCAGAGACCCUUUGUAAGGGGCUUGAAGAGUCUGAGGCUGAGCCCCAUGGAGAAAGUGCUGCACUGUCUAAUUAGAAGAGAAGUGCUUUCCACAUGUUCACUUCUUAUCACCACCCGGCCCUUGGCUCUGCAGAAUUUGAAUCCCUUGCUGAAACAAUCACACCAUAUUCACAUCCUUGGCUUCUCUGAGGAUGAGCGGAGGAGGUAUUUCAGCUCCUAUUUCAUGGAUGAGGAGCAAGCCAGAAAUGCCUUUGACGUUGUACGAGGAAAUGACGUUCUCUACAAAUCAUGUCAAAUUCCAGGCAUUUGCUGGGUGAUCUGCUCCUGGCUCAAGGAGCAGAUGGAGAAGGGCAGAGAGAUCUCAGAGACUCCCAGUAAUGGCACAGACAUCUUCAUGGCCUAUGUCUCCACCUUCCUGCCCCCCAGUGACAAUGAAGGCUGCUCCAAGCUUACUCGGCACAGUGUCCUGAAAGGUCUGUGCUCCUUAGCAGCUGAGGGGAUCCAGCACCAGAGGUUCAUGUUUGAAGAAGCUGACCUCAGGAAGCACAAUUUAGAUGGGACCAGACUUGCUGCUUUUCUGAGUAGCAUGGAUUACCAAGAGGGACUUGACAUCAAGAAGUUCUAUAUCUUUCGCCACAUUAGCUUCCAGGAGUUUUUUCAUGCCAUGUCCUACCUGGUGAAAGAGGACCAGAGUCAGCUGGGGAAAGAGUCCCGCAAAGAAGUGAAGAGGCUUCUGGAUGAAGAAAGGCAGGCAGAGAAUGAGGAGAUGACCCUCAGUAUGCAUUUUUUAUUGGACAUAUUGAAAAAAGAGACCUCCUCGAACUUCGAGCUAAAGUUCUCCCUCAAAAUUUCUCCCUUGGUAAAGCAGGAUCUGAAGCAUUUUAAAGAACAAAUGAAAUCUAUAAAGCAUAAAGGGGCCUGGGAUUUGGAAUUCUCCCUGAAUCAGUCUAAAAUAAGGAAUCUGGUAAAAGGUGUUCAGAUAAGUGAUGUAUCGCUUAAGAUGCAACGUUCAAAUAAAAAGAAACCCCAUGACAGUAACUCAUUUUCUGUCAAAACCAGCUUGAUUAAUAGAUGGAAAGAGAAGGAAAAAUGUCCUUUUGCAGACAAAGAUAAUAUAGAAAAGACACAAAUGGAGGCUUCUAAUGGAAAAGGCAGAGAAAUGGAGAAACAAGAGAUGCUGAGAGUAGAAGCAGUAGGACGGGAAGUGGAGGAAUGGGACAGUAGAGCUGAAGGGUCAGGAAGGUUGGAGAAUCAGGGACAGGAAGAUGGGGGAAGACAGAGUGUAAAAAAAAUGGAGAGAUGAGAGAUUAGACUAAUAGGUACUGGAGAGAGUGGAAGGGCAGAAGAACAAGUAGAAAAGAAAAUUAGAUAAUACAGGAUCAGAAAACUUGGAAUAUAGGACAUAGGGAAAGGCCAUGUGGACUGAGUCCCUAGGAACAAUCACAUUUACCAUCAGUGGCUCAAAUUCAGUUAUUUAGCAUCUCUUCCUCCUACAGAAGCUGCUUAUAACCUCCUCUACUGUGGAAUUUAAUGUUAAUGUUUAUAUUAGUGACCAAACAUGUGAUUGGUAAACUAUGGAUUGUCCUCAUUCUGUAAGAUUGGAUAAUGUGAAGCAUAUUAAUAUCAACAUUUAAAAGAAAUAUUGUACUGGGUUAUAAGGGAAUAUCCCUUUGACUCUGUUUUGUGAUCAAUUGCUGCUUAAAUAAAUAGUAGCUUCCCAUCUUUCUAGAAACUUCUAGAAUUUCUGU